This is a messenger RNA of Rubroshorea leprosula, 692 nucleotides long. The record is from the annotation of a GenBank genome assembly. Lineage: Eukaryota; Viridiplantae; Streptophyta; Magnoliopsida; Malvales; Dipterocarpaceae.
AGAAUCGAGCCUCUCUGUCAUCACUGUAAAAGUUCCCCAACAAUGAAUCCGACGGAAGAUCUUCUCUCGAUCUAUUUUCCAGAUUGCAUCGACACUGACGCAGACGCAGACGCAGAUGCCGGCUUCGACGCUGAAAAUGACCAUAGCGAUGAGUUUUUGUCCAAUAUUGAAAAGAAUGUGAUCGUUGAUAUUCGAUCUUUGUGGCUAGAGACGGUAAUCCAACGGCGAUCUCAUUCAAUCGUAUUUCAGGCCAGUUGUGAUGUUCAAUUUCUUCGGGUUUCUAACGUGUAUUGCGUAAAAAUCGGUGAAGAUGAUCUUAUAGGUUUGAAGCUACCGCAGAUAUUCAAUAUCUUUUCUGUUUCGUCCUAGUUUGGUAUGUGUUUUAUCACUUUUGAUAUUAAUCUGUUGAACUUGUAACUAGUCUGUGUGUCUUUUAGAGCUUAAUAUUAUCCUGAAUUUGUCAAGAUUCUCUUAUUUUUAGAUUUAGGUGAAGAUUUGUAAAAGCACUAUACUGGGAAAGUCUUUUAGCUUCUAUGCCAUGUAUUUGCAUACAUUUAGCAUUAGUUCGAUGGCAUCAUUUUUGCUUGCAUGCAAUUCUGACUCUUUUUAAAAUGCGCCUUGUACAAAGUUCUGUUUUCAGUAGUUUUCUUUUCUUAAAUUUAUGAUAUGCCGAAGAAAUGAAACGAACUUUA